This is a messenger RNA of Closterium sp. Naga37s-1, 1467 nucleotides long. The record is from the annotation of a GenBank genome assembly. NCBI's taxonomy places the organism in Eukaryota, Viridiplantae, Streptophyta, Zygnematophyceae, Desmidiales, Closteriaceae.
AUGGCGUCUGCUGCUCCUGGUGCCAACCACAGCCGCAGGGAUGUCGCCGCUUCUGCAUCUUCUGCUGCUGCUGCUGCUGCUUCCGCAAGCAGCACGGGCUCAGGAGGGCCAGCAGUGUCGGAGGCAGUUAUUGUGGGUGGAGGGUUGGCCGGCCUCGCAUUGGCUAUCGGCCUUCGGAACAUUGGGAUUGACGCACAGGUGUACGAGGCGCGCAAGGAGGUGGGAGGGGGGGAGGGCACCAUCAUCUCUCUCUUUCCCAACGGGCUUAGGGCGCUCAACCGAAUCGACCCUGCCAUCGUGCCCCAGCUGAUUCCUCUGGGAGUGACAGACCCCGCCAGCUUCCUCCUCUCGCCUUCAGGAGACAUGAUCGCCCCGUGGGGCUACAGUGCCACCAUGACCCCCCGCUUCGGCCUGCCCAUGCUCUCCAUCCGCUGGCGCGACGUGCUGGACGUGCUGCGCGGGAUGCUGCCGAACGACGCCGUACACACUGGUCACCGCCUCGUGAAGGUCACGCAGAGGGAGGAGCCUGGAAGGAAUGGGGAGGAGUCCGGUGCGGUGGAGAGGGAUGGCGUGGCAGAGGGGGGAGGCAUGGUGGAGUGCUUUUUCUCCACUGUUUCGUGUGGCAACGAGCAUCUCGUGCGCGUGGAGACCCCGCUGCUGCUGGGGGCAGACGGCAUUCACUCGGAGGCACGGAAGCAGCUGCUGGGCGAGGGAGUGAAUGGGAUGGGUGGGGCAGCAGGCGAGGGAGUGGGUCCGCGGGAUAACGGCAGAACCAUCUGGAGGGCCAUCAUCGACAGCAGCCUCUGCCCGCACCCACUCCUCAAGCCUCGCCACAUCCUGGCCAUGGUGGGUCCCGGCCGCACAGCAACCAUCUCUGACGCCGCAGCAGGCAGGCUCUACUGGGCCUUCACGCUCGUCGAUUCCGCCGAUCCGACGGUCAGCAGCGCGCGGUCCAGUGGGGGGGAAAAGGCGCAAGGGAAGAUCCUGCGGGCGUUUGAGGGGUGGGAUGUGGUGACUCAGCUCGCGCUCGCCACUCCGCCCAACCUCAUUCUUGAGCGCCGCGUGCUCGACCUCCCGUCCCUGCCCUUCUGGGUCAAAGGGAGGACGGCUCUCCUGGGAGAUGCGGCGCAUGCAGUGACGCCAGCGUUAGGGCAGGGGGCCAAUCUGGCGUUUGAGGAUGCGGCUCAGCUGGUGGAGUGCCUCCGGGCACACUCGCUUGUCAGUGACGCCUUGCAAUCCUUCCAGUCCAUCCGCAUGCCUCGUGUGCAAGCCGUGGUCUCACAGAACGUCGCAUCGUCCAAGAAGAUCUACGAGGAUAAAGAAGAAGAGGACACAGAGAGGGAUAGCAGCAAGGGAACUGAGGCAGCAGCAGGUGCAACGGCGGCAGGAAAGGGAGGGGGAGAAGAGUCUGAGUUCUAUGAUUACCUGUACUCCUAUGAUACACUUCCCCUUGAGGGUUCCAACUGA